This is a messenger RNA of Symphalangus syndactylus (siamang), 539 nucleotides long. RefSeq names its product neutrophil defensin 1. Gene Ontology annotation, cellular component: extracellular matrix; extracellular region. Gene Ontology annotation, biological process: defense response to Gram-negative bacterium; antibacterial humoral response; disruption of plasma membrane integrity in another organism. NCBI's taxonomy places the organism in Eukaryota, Metazoa, Chordata, Mammalia, Primates, Hylobatidae. The record is from RefSeq and is a predicted model, not a curated record.
GCUCCUUGCUACAGAAGACCUGGGACAGAGGACUGCUAUCUGUCCUCUCUGGUCGCCCUGCCUAGCUAGAGGAUCCGAGACUACUCAUCCCAUAACCUCAAAAACCUCUUCAUGACGAUGGUGACCCCAGCCAUAAGGACCCUCACCAUCCUUGCUGCCAUUCUGCUGGUGGCCCUGCAGGCCCAGGCUGAGCCACUCCAGGCAAGAGGUGACGAGGUUGCUGCAGCCCCAGAGCAGAUUACAGCAGACAACCCAGAAGUGGUUGUUUCCCUUGCAUGGGAUGAAAGCUUGGCUCCAAAGGAUUCAGGCUCAAGGAAAAACAUGGCCUGCGCUUGCAGAAUACCACUGUGCCUGGCAGGAGAACGUCGCUAUGGAACCUGCUUCUACCUGGGAAGAGUCUGGGCAUUCUGCUGCUGAGCUUGCAGAAAAAAGAAAAAUGAGCUCAAAAUUGGCUUUGAGAGCUAUAGGGAAUUGCUAUUACUCAUAUACCUUCUGCUCAAUUUCCUUUCCUCAUCCCAAAUAAAUGCCUUGUCACAAGA